UUGAAAGCAAGGAAGUUCAAUAUUGAAAAUGCAAAGCGCAUGUGGGCUGACAUGAUUCAGUGGAGGAAGGACUUUGGUGUGGAUACGAUCACGGAGGACUUUGACUUCACAGAAUUGAACGACGUUCAGGAAUACUAUCCACAGGGAUAUCAUAGCGUUGACAAGGAUGGAAGACCAGUUUACAUUGAAAGAUUGGGGAAGAUGGACGUUGACAAGUUGGUGCAAGUGACUACUUUCGACCGAUUUGUGAAAUACCAAGUCCAGGAAUUCGAGAAGACUCUUGCUGUCAGGUUUCCUGCUUGUUCUCUUGCUGCAAAUAGGCAUAUAGAUUCAAGCACAACAAUCUUAGAUGUCCAAGGAUUGGGUUUAAUGAGUUUGACUGGACCUGUUGUAGAAUUCAUUAAGGUUAUUCAAAAGAUUGAUAAUGACAAUUAUCCUGAAACACUUAGCCGAAUGUUUAUCAUCAAUGCUGGUCCUGCCUUUCAGUUGAUCUGGACUAUAGUGAAGCCUUUACUCGACCCAGAUACAACUUCCAAGAUUCAGGUGCUUGGCAAUAAUUAUCAAAGCAAAUUACUGGAAGCUAUUGAUGAGAGUGAGCUACCAGGUUUUCUAGGUGGUAGCUGUAUGUGUUCAAACGAAGGAGGUUGUUUGACGUCAGACAAGGGGCCGUGGAAAGACCAAAAUUUAUUGAAGGCAAGUUUAAAUGGAGAAGUACGUGCAGUGCAGAAAGUAACAAGAUUAGAUAACGAAGACUAUUAGUGUGAAGGAUUUUUUGUUUUGUUGAAUCACCAUACUGUUAAUGAGAAGCUGUGACAAGAAUGAUUCAGCAUUGGGGUAUUUUGCUUAAAAUCACAUGAAGCAGAUUUUUUCAUAUCAGUUAUCCAGGUUCGGUGGACAUGCACAUUUUAUUGGAAAUUCGAUUUGUUUCAUUUUACUUUGAAAUCUUGUUCUCAUAUGGAUGUUACCGACACAAUUUGCUUUAGAACUUAGAUGUAUACAGAGAAUUUCUCUCUGUUUUAUAUCAUUUGUUGAUUGCCUGAGUAACACCCUUAAAGAAGGAGAUUUGUUAGUAGUAAUAACAUCUAAAGCUGUUUGUAUGCUCUAUUAGAUAGGAUCGUUCAAGACAAUCAAACUAUACCUUACACAUGUGUUCCCUAAUCUUGUUAUUCGG
Messenger RNA from Olea europaea var. sylvestris, 1171 nucleotides. Its product is annotated as phosphatidylinositol/phosphatidylcholine transfer protein SFH3-like. Bases 40 to 759 code for a protein of 239 amino acids. Lineage: Eukaryota; Viridiplantae; Streptophyta; Magnoliopsida; Lamiales; Oleaceae. The transcript has 8 exons. The record is from RefSeq and is a predicted model, not a curated record.